AUGCAGAGGAUGUUGCAGAAAAGUACUUCAAAAGAGCUUAUGAGCAUGUGUAUGAUCCAACCUGGGAAGACAGAUGACUACAGCAAUGAAGUGUUGUCUUGCAAAGUACAUGAUAUAAUUCUUGAUUUGAUGAGAUCCAAGUCAAGUAAAGAGAACUUUAUUCAUGUAAUUGAUGGUUCGAAAGAUGAGACAGGGGAGAUCCGCCGAGUCUCGGUCCAGUACAAUGAUGAAGAGGAUACGAGAACUUCGAAAACAAUCAACAAAGGGUCACUAUCACAUGUUCGGUCCGUCUUAUUUUGCCGGAGCUCACUUAUGCCAUAUUUUCUGGAGUUCAAGUAUGUCCGAGUGCUACACAUUGAACAUCAUAAUUAUUCUUGCCGGAACAAUCACCUAGACCUCACCGGUAUCAGUAGGUUGUUUCUCCUAAGGUAUUUAAAGGUAGCAUGCAGUCCAUGUUAUCAAACCUAUGAGUUGAAGCUACCUAAUCAAAUUGGGGAGCUACAGCAAUUGGAGACGAUAGACAUAGCUGGAGCUACACAGGAAAAUCUCCCAUCAGAUAUUGUCAGUUUGCCAUGGUUAUCGCAUCUCCGCUUGAGGAUAUUAGUGUUGCCGGACGGGAUCGACAGGUUGAAAUCCUUGCGCACCCUAGAAGGUGUAUGUUUGUAUAGAAGCUCGGUAGAGAAUAUCAAGGGGCUCAGCAAGCUGACCAAAUUGAGAAAACUUCAGGUGUGUUCGAAUCCGAGUCAAUUUGUGCAUGAGACCACCAUGGAUGCCUUGUACUCUUCCAUCUGCAAGCUUUCCGCCAACCUCAGGGCCUUUAAUUUCAAAGGAGGAUUGGUUUACAUACCAGAUGUCCCAGGCUGGAUUACCAGAACACCAUUGCCUCGGGGCUCUCAUAUUCAGGAGCUCGAUCUGUGGGCCUGCAUGUUUGAAAGGUGCCCCGAGUGGAUUGGUCAGCUCCACGGCCUCUACAAAUUUUGUAUUAGUGUGAGGGAGGUGGCUGAUGGUGUCAGUAUUGUUGCACAGUUGCCUUCACUUGCCUACUUCCAUUUGAGUACUUAUGGUAUGGGUGAAGAAGAAAAGGAAGAAAGUGUAGUCAUCCCUGGCAGUGGCACUGUCAGCGGGGCAUUCAGAGCACUCAAGCGCAUGAUUUUCGACUGUUCAAUGGCGUCACUGACCUUUGAGGAGGGGGCUAUGCCCAAGCUAGAGCAGCUUGACAUAUGGUUCCGUCACCACAUGGCUCCUCAGUUCCUACCAGUUGGCAUCCAGCACUUGCCAAGUGGCACCCUUAAACAAAUCAGUUUACAUGUGACACAACUACACAGGACAUAUGUGAGGCAGCUGUUGGAGGGAGCAUUUAAGCCACAUCAUCCUGCCGCCGACAUCAACAUGCUAAUCUCUGCUUCAUUAUAUUUUUUUUUCUAG
Messenger RNA from Triticum turgidum subsp. durum (durum wheat), 1425 nucleotides. The record is from the annotation of a GenBank genome assembly. NCBI's taxonomy places the organism in Eukaryota, Viridiplantae, Streptophyta, Magnoliopsida, Poales, Poaceae.